UGUUAAGGUUUUUAUGUAUUAAUGAAUUCAUUUAAACUUAGAAAAGGUGCCUGAAAAGUUUGAAGAAUUUCUGUGCACCAAUAAAAAAGAAAUCGCCAAAAAAACAAAAUCCGGGACCGUCGGGAGUCGGGAAGACUAGAUUUACCGCUUGCCAAAAAUUGAAAACAAUACUGAAGUAGUGAAUACAGUUAUUGAGACUGACACUCAUUCAGACCAAAUGAUUAAAGUUUCCACUGAUGAUGAUGUUGACACAGAACAACUGGACAAAGUAUCAGAUCGAAAACGACGGCAUAGCGAAUCGGAAUCAUCAGAAAUUUAUGAUUUGGUGUCUUUUAAAUGUUCUCGGUCUAACACAAGUGAUGCAACUGAAGAGAGUCGUAGCUCUGAAAGAGCAGAAUGCAGCCCAUUAAAAGUAACAUGUCAGUGUGAAACAGGCACAGACAGUUUAACUACAGAAUCUGAAGAUUCGCCAGAUCAAAUUGAGAUAAGACAUAGAAAACAAACGCACAAAUUUUCUUCGAUCGACCUUCCACCACAACUGAGCAAGUGGGAAAGAAAACAUAUUGAAAAUCUCAAUAUAUCUAUUAUGUUUGUACCAAACUUGAAGCCUCUUGAUUUUCUUCAAAGUGGAGAAAUUGAGAAUCACGAGGAAAAUGAAAUGAUACGUGAGCUGAAGAAAUACGUUUUGAAAAGUCCUUUGAUGACUCGUUUGAAAUACUUGCAACACACAUAUACUUCAUUUUCUGAACUUUCAUCUGAAGACUUGUGGGAGAUGGCUCCUCAUGAUGAUGAAAAGAUCUCAUUUAUCCCAACAUGGGUACCAGAAAACCAUAUGAUCUGGUUUUACAGAUUCCAUAAUGAAGCACACAAUUUUGUAAGUCUGUUGUAUCUGUUGCUGAAAAGGCGAGAAAAUGGAUGUGAUUUACAUGAAAGUCACUUGCAGACGUUGUUUGAGUCCUUUGCUCGAAUGUUUGGAUUGAAUAGUUGGCUCAGUGGUGUCCCUUGGUUAGAUGUUGAAACCAAACAGAUUAUGAAAAGUGAUGUAACUGGAGCAGCAGACAUUAUAUAUGCAAGUAAAAUGUAUUCACCAUUUCACGAUGUCAAACAAGGAGCUCAGCAUCCUUCAGUUGUGGCAGUUUGUAAGGUAAAGAAAGCUGGUCCACAAUUAGAUGAUAAAACUUCUCCACAAAUCAGCAAACCAAGAACUAAAUCAAAAAUAAAAGAAAUAUCAUCCAUGGAAGUAUCCUCAAGCAGCAAAUCAGACAUUCCAGCCUUAUCAGAACAUAAACCUGAAGUUUGUCAACACCUUGAUGAUGGAUUGAUUGGUCAGCAUGGAGGAGAACUUCUUUUCCAUUUCCCAGAAACUAUUAAAAAGGAGAAAAUAUUUGGAUUAAUUGUGCAAGAAACCCAGGUAACAUUCACAAUGCUUGAAAUGAGAAUGGAACAAUAUAAUGAUAUUGUUGAAGGUAAAAUUAAGCACAAGUCUGAAGAUCGGCCGAAUUUUAAGAUUUCGAGACCUUAUGACUAUCUGAAUAUGGAGGACAGAGAAUUUAUCAUUGAAGCUUUUAUUAAACUAGCCAUGAUGCAAAGGAAGAUUACUUGAAAUUAGAAAGAAAUCACUUUUGAUAUCUGUCUAGUGAGUGAAUGUGGUGUUUAAUAUAUACAUGUACUUGCCUAAAAAUGAAAUGUUGCAGGAGUAUGAAGAAUACCAAUCAUAAUCCUCAGAUAAGAAACAACUUAUCAUUAAAUGUCUAUUUGAGUUAAUAAUAUUUUCAUAUUUUUAAUGUUUUCUCCUGAGCCCUGGGGCCAGUUUCCACCAAACUUGCCCAAGUGUGGCUUUUGAUUAUGCAAUAUCUGACUGGUCAUGCUCAAUAAAUUUAUUAAGUACUGAAAUAAAUUUUGAAACAUUACGUAUUUCAUUGUGUAUUGAUUAAAGCUGAAGUACAUUCGUACUUCAAUGUAACUGAUAUGAAUAAAUUCUGUGAUAAAAAAAAAAUUA
Messenger RNA from Saccostrea echinata, 1999 nucleotides. RefSeq lists its product as uncharacterized. NCBI's taxonomy places the organism in Eukaryota, Metazoa, Mollusca, Bivalvia, Ostreida, Ostreidae. Bases 218 to 1603 code for a protein of 461 amino acids. The transcript has 5 exons. The record is from RefSeq and is a predicted model, not a curated record.